This is a messenger RNA of Heterobasidion irregulare TC 32-1, 1112 nucleotides long. RefSeq lists its product as uncharacterized. The coding region runs from base 578 to 1033 and encodes 151 amino acids. NCBI's taxonomy places the organism in Eukaryota, Fungi, Basidiomycota, Agaricomycetes, Russulales, Bondarzewiaceae. The record is from RefSeq and is a predicted model, not a curated record. The transcript has a single exon.
UUUCUUUGCGAUCAUGGGAGGCUUCGUGCUGUACGAUAACGACGUCCCUGUUUGAGUCCUCUACACAGAAGACUCCGAACCCAGUCCCGAUUUCCCCGAUGUUACAAAGGUCGAAAUACAGGACAGGAGUAAGGGAGACGUGCUAUCCAAAGGGCUGGCGAUAGUUCAGACCAGCUGGUUCACAUAGCAGCGUGUAGGACGAGCAGCUGAGCGUCUUCCGAUCGCGGAGCUUGACAUUGCGAGCUUGACAUAUGCGGUGCUCAAUUUGGGGACGUAUGUGCUAUGGUGGGACAAGCCCCUCAACAUCUUGCGCCCAAUUCGUGUGUACAGGAAGGGCCAUGGUGAGCGAGUGGGUAGCGACCAGGGCUAAAUCUCCGCUGGAGGACAGGAAGAGAGUUUGGCCUCGCCGUCGGAGGAUGGCGGAGUUUUUUUGUUAUUGUCUGGAGACGGCGAAGACAUCUGGGUUCCGAUAAAAUCGCUGCCUGUUCCAUUGAGGUGGAUCGAAUUCAAGAAAAAGGUCGUCAAGCUGGUGAAGGCGACCUUUGAAGCCUUUAUCGUGAUUGUCGUUACGACUGUGAUGAUGGACCUCCGUGAAUGGAAUCCAAAGCCAAUGACCAGAGUUGCUACGUUUCAUUCUGGGCGGGACGGUCCCGACAGCACGCUUGAAUUACGUGUCCGUGCUCUAUUGAUGACGGGGGUCGCAUUUGUCUUUGGGGCCAUCCACGGUAUUGCCUGGUCUUUUGAUUUCCCGACCACUGCAGAACGAACAGUGUGGGGGAUCUCUUCCAUCAUAACAAUGUGUGCGCCGGUUCUAAUAGCAUCGUGGUACGCAAACCAUUGGCUUGGUCGUAGGAUAAGUUCAGCGUGGAGAUGGCUUACACAGAAGACGGGUCUUGCUCUUCCCAUAGCGAUGUGUUUACUGUACCUCUUCUCUCGGCUUGCAUUAUUGGUCGAGGCUUUUACUACUCUGAGGUCGCUUCCUAAUGGAGCGUAUCAAACUGUGAUUUGGACGACUUUCAUACCUCACCUAUAACUCGUCUGAUUACUGGACAUGGCUUCAGCUUGUAUUAUCUGCUGUAGUACUCACUUCGAACACGCUUGUUAUACGAGGU